Nelumbo nucifera (sacred lotus) is the source of this 1104-nucleotide messenger RNA. RefSeq names its product Putative thiol-disulfide oxidoreductase DCC. Gene Ontology annotation, molecular function: protein-disulfide reductase activity. The record is from RefSeq and is a predicted model, not a curated record. NCBI's taxonomy places the organism in Eukaryota, Viridiplantae, Streptophyta, Magnoliopsida, Proteales, Nelumbonaceae.
AAGUGUAUCUUACGAUUCACACACCCGCACGAUUCCAUCAUAAAAUCAGAUUUCUGACGUGGAUUGAACCAUAAAAACCCCUAAAUUUUUUACCAAUGGAUCCCGGACGGCCGCGUAUCAUUAAGAUGCGGAGUAACAUUUCACACUCACAGAGAGAAAAACUGUUUACUGCCCUCCACCUUUUCCAUUAUUACAAGGAAAUGCCAUUGCUCGCAAGCAUAGAGCAAAGUCUUUUUGGUCAUCUUGAAGGGUGUUUUGGGCUGUCUAGACACCUGGAGCAAUCGUCUCUGUAGUUCCUGCUUAACCGUCGUUGAAGAAGAGAGACAAUAAGUGCUUUUGUGAUGUGAUUUUUCCUGCUGCGUCGCAUCGACAAGCGCGAAUCCAAACUCCGAAGAAGCCAGACUGCCGGAGGAUUUCCAUGGCGCUCCUUGUACCUGGUGGGGGCGUACGAUUGCGCCUAUCGCGACCAGCGCACGUUAUACGCCCCGUCUCUGUUUCCGCCACUCUUUCCCCUCCUCGCAGCGAUGCGGAUGCAGUCGAUUGGGUGGAGGCGACUUCUAACUUCUUCGAAAAAGACACCAGGCCUAUCAUGCUGUUCGACGGUGUAUGCAACUUAUGUAAUGGAGGUGUGAGAUUUGUUCGUAACAAUGAUCGAAACAGGAGGAUCAGGUUUGAAGCUCUGCAGAGUGAAUCGGGAAGGAAAUUGCUAAGGAGAUCUGGACGAUCACGCGAUGAUAUUUCAAGUGUUGUACUGGUUGAAAAGGACAGGUCAUAUAUCAAAUCAGAAGCAGUACUGAAGAUCAUGGAAUACAUUGACUUGCCUUUCCCACAAUUAGCAUUCUUUUUACAGUUUGUACCCUUGUUCUUGCGGGAUAUUGCAUAUGACAAUGUUGCAAAUAACCGUUAUGCAUUCUUCGGUCGCUCAGAUUCAUGUGAAAUAUAGAACACUCCAGUCACAACCACUUAUCAUGAUAUUUGUAUAUUGUAAAGUUGUAGAAGUUCCUUUUUCUUAAAAGUCUCUGAGUCUGUCCUAUUGUAAAUGCAUUAGAACAAAACUGAAUUAAUCUUGGAAUCAAAUCAGUUGAUCUAAAUGUUUAUACUACA